Dicrocoelium dendriticum is the source of this 2212-nucleotide messenger RNA. The record is from the annotation of a GenBank genome assembly. Lineage: Eukaryota; Metazoa; Platyhelminthes; Trematoda; Plagiorchiida; Dicrocoeliidae.
GUACUAUUGAUUGAAAUGAAGGCAUAAAGUGAAGUGCUGGUUGUUACUUCAAGGUUUGCGAGCUCUCAGAAGCGCAGAUCACUGUUUUUUCGUCCGAAUCACUGAUGAACACAAAUGCGCGGGUGACAUAUGCGUGGCUAUUAGAUGUGUUGUUACACCAACACCUCAACAAGUCAUGUGCAUUGUGGCAGCUAUUUUUGUGUGGCUAACGAUUGUAACUACACUCGUUCAGAGGAAUCCGAUUUGCGCGGACGAAUAUGUACCCAAACGACUGGAAACAAAGACCGCGAAGACUGCCAAAACCGCAUAUUUCACAUCGUCAGUUAAUCAUUCCAAAAGGUCGGAUUACUAUGCUGGAACUGUGCCGUGCACAAUAUCAUGUUUUCUUAAUCCUCCGGAAUAUGAAAUUGUUUCAUGUGCCACGCAUGCCGGACAAGAUGGGAAAGGAAAUACUGAAAGCCGUAAAAUCAUAAAAUGCCAUCGAACCAAAGGUAGUGGUGAAAUAACCAUAGGCAACAAAGAGUCUGUUCGCGGGAUUCAACCUGGGACACUUGAAAGUUUGCUGUAUCUAGACGACGACUUUCUGCCAACGUCUGGUCAGCUCACCGUUCAUCUGAACGUGAAUAUGGUACGCCUGGACGCGAAGGUUUUUCAGGGAUUAGAUACCGUGGUCACAGAAGUACGCCUCCUGAACACGGUUCAAAUCCAUCCCGACAGCUUGCUAGAGCUCAGCCACUUGAGGGUGUUCGAAAUAGAAAGCGGUCAGAUACCAGUCCUCCUCGCAAACGAUGGCAAGGGAACUAAUCUCACUGAUAAACCAGUCAUAUCAGAUAAACCUGCUUAUCUUCGACUACUGCCAGCCGAUGCUGGUAUACCCGUAAGUUUUAACUUCGAAACCAGUUGUCACCGAUGUAAUCACCUAAAUUCCACCAAGGACGAUUACGUUGUAAUAUCAUUUAAAAAACCAAAUGUAGCCAAUGAACUCUCGGAAUUAUCAAAACAUUCAGCUUUUAGUAUUGUCUUUCCGCAAACUUGCCCACGCAUAUCACACGGGGCUGGUUGCAGUGAAUUUGGAUACGUUCCAGAUAUUACGGUUGAUGAUACACAUAGAUACGGUGAAGAAGGUGCAAGAUUGGCUUUCAAAGAAGCCAGACAGGUUUCAACUGAACAGUAUGCUCCAUCUCUUUUGAUACUUCUCAGUAUUUGGUGCAUCAUAUUAACACUGUUAACAUUAAUGAUAAUGGGCACGGCUUAUGUUUGCUUUCGACGAAUUUCGCACCGUAAGCCAACACCAAGAUGGCUGUCGGUUAUUUGUGCGAAUCAACAAUCCUCCCUUGAAGACAUGAGUUCCGGUUCCAUGAAUAGUGAGAUGUACAACAAGCCACCGAACAUCGGUGACCAUGAAUCUGGAAUUCUGAUAAACCCCCUUAUGAAUGAGUCACGCACUUCAUGGAAUAGUCUACAAAUAAGACCACGCAUAUCAAGAAGUGACCACAAUCUGAAAGACAAAGGAUUCAGGUCACAGAGAUUUAACUCGAUGAUGAACGGGCGGCGAAUAUACAGAACGGAACACAAUAGACGGAGUAUAGGGAGCCAGACUGACUUCACUGAUGUGGAUUCCGAAGUCGCAAUUUAUUCUAGCUUGCAACGAAGAGCUUUACCAUUUAAGGAUCCCAGUUUCAUGGAUCCCCCAUCAAGAGCAACCAGUCAGCAUGCACUGAGCAGAGUGCGGCAAUAUUUUCCGGGUGAUUCUGCUUCCCGAAGGAUGGAUAGAUUAAACAAAACAAGGCACUACGUAUUGGACUUUGGGUUGUCAGAUAUCCAUCCAACCGGCGAACAGACGGUGGAAUACAGCCACCAAACCGAGGGGUCUGAUGCAAAUAUGUGUAAAACCAGCAUUAUCCUCGGUCAUCCUACGGUUUACAACUUACCACCAGUUGCCCCCACCCAUCAGUUUGAUGGCCGUUUGCCAGCUAGAAAAUGGAAUAACAUGCUCGAUAACUGCACGUAAGAAUUUCGUGGAAUCUCCAUGCUAAAUGUUCUAUUAUUUUUUCAGUUAGUUCCAUUCAACGGCAGAUUAUUUUACGUUGCCUUGAGUUGUAUGGAACUCUAUGCCACCUGAUAUGCUGCCCUUUAUUCAAACUUAUUAAAUGAGCUAAAAUUUGUGUAAACACUUCAAGCUCGUUGUUAAAAUAAGAUUGCUUCUGCAUUC